AUGUCCGCUUCACCAACGAUCCUUCUCAUCGGCGCUUCGCGUGGCCUCGGCCAUGCCAUGGCAGCAGAAUUCCUAGAGAGGGGAUGGAAGGUCGUUGGCACGGUCCGCGGGGGGUCACGAACAUUACUACACGACCUAGCAGACAAAUACACUGGCCGGGUUGAUAUUGAGACGUUGGACAUUUGCGAACCCGAUCAAAUCAAGGCGCUCGACAAUCGCUUAUCAGUAUCGGGCAAGACAUUCGACGCCCUGUUUGUGAACGCCGGAACAACAAAUCGUGACCCAACCCAAAACAUUGGCGAUGUAUCAACGGAAGAUUUCAUCCAUGUCAUGGUCACAAAUUCGCUCAGCCCGAUGCGUGUCGUUGAAACCCUGGCACAUCAUGUGACCCCAAAGGGUCUUAUCGGGGUGAUGUCAUCGGGACAGGGAAGCAUAAGCAACAAUGAAACGGGUCUGCGAGAGGUAUAUCGGGGUACUAAAGCUGCGCUGAACAUGUUCAUGCGAAGCUUUGCAGCUCGUCAGGAUCCGUCGCGUCCAAUGGUGGUGAUGGCUCCUGGAUGGGUCAAAACUGAGUUGGGAGGUCCCGAUGCUCGGCUGACUAUCGAAGAAAGCAUUCCCAGCUUAGUGAAUGUACUUGUUUCAAAGCAAGAACGACCCGGACUUGAAUACCUUGAUUAUCUUGGUCGAACUGUGCCUUGGUGA
Molecule: messenger RNA, 702 nt
Organism: Penicillium verrucosum
Lineage: Eukaryota; Fungi; Ascomycota; Eurotiomycetes; Eurotiales; Aspergillaceae
Exons: 1
Coding region: 1-702 (233 amino acids)
Molecular function (GO): oxidoreductase activity, acting on the CH-OH group of donors, NAD or NADP as acceptor
Source: RefSeq, a predicted model, not a curated record